UAACCCAAUAUAGGACUCCAUUCUGUUGUGUGAACAACGCAAUAAAUAAGGGCACGAGACCAGUUUCACAUUUGUAACAUUAUCUGUUGUAUCAAAGGUAAUUUGUAGGCGCCAUGGCCCGUACCAAGCAGACAGCCCGUAAAUCUACUGGAGGCAAAGCCCCACGUAAGCAGCUGGCCACCAAAGCUGCCCGCAAGAGCGCCCCUUCUACUGGUGGGGUCAAGAAGCCCCAUCGUUACAGGCCUGGUACUGUGGCCCUGCGUGAGAUCCGUCGGUACCAGAAGUCCACUGAGCUGCUGAUCCGCAAGCUGCCCUUCCAGCGCCUGGUGAGAGAAAUCGCUCAGGACUUCAAGACUGAUCUGCGUUUCCAGAGUGCAGCCAUUGGAGCCCUGCAGGAGGCCAGCGAGGCUUACCUGGUUGGUCUGUUUGAGGACACCAACUUGUGCGCAAUCCAUGCCAAGCGUGUCACCAUCAUGCCCAAAGACAUCCAGCUGGCUCGUCGUAUCCGUGGGGAGCGUGCUUAGACGCCUCCCUAAUUUACCUCUCCUCAGUUUGUCUUCUCCUCCCUUCCCACUUUUCCUUAUAAGUAGCUUGAUUUGAGUAAUGAUGUGACAAAAGUAAAGUGUGUGUAGUCUUGUCCCCCUUAGUUCUCUUAGCAGCAAACUUUUAGGGUACUUUGUGUAUCAUGUAUCUGUUUUGAAGCUGAUCUGAGUCACACCUUUAAUGUGUAUGCAAAUCAGCACAACAAAGGGUGCAUGCAUGAAGCAUCUUGGGCAGGCAUUCCCCUCCUACUAUUGACGAUACUAUUACAUUUAUUAUAACGGGGUUGUUUUCUAAUUGAUAUACAUGCAUUAUUUUUUACAUGUACCAUUUAAUUUUUUUCUUUUACUAGUAUUUCUACUGUUUACAGGAUACAAUGGUUAAUUCUGUUCUGAAAUUGAUCAAUAAAAAAUACAUUGCAUGACAAAUAUUGCAAAGGCCUAUGUGUAGCAUAACGUUUAUGUAUUUCUCCCAUGUUUUUAUCCAGUUAAUAUUUUAAUUCCUUUCUCAGGUUGUGAUACCGUUUUCUUACUGGUUUUGAGUUUCUGUAAUUUUAAGCAGACAUUUGUAAUAUCCAGAAUUCUCAUACAAAGGUGAUAAUAAACUACUGUUCCACAA
Molecule: messenger RNA, 1158 nt
Organism: Coregonus clupeaformis (lake whitefish)
Lineage: Eukaryota; Metazoa; Chordata; Actinopteri; Salmoniformes; Salmonidae
Product: histone H3.3A
Exons: 4
Coding region: 114-524 (136 amino acids)
Cellular component (GO): nucleosome
Molecular function (GO): protein heterodimerization activity; DNA binding; structural constituent of chromatin
Source: RefSeq, a predicted model, not a curated record